This is a messenger RNA of Frieseomelitta varia, 1778 nucleotides long. RefSeq names its product senecionine N-oxygenase-like. The record is from RefSeq and is a predicted model, not a curated record. Gene Ontology annotation, molecular function: N,N-dimethylaniline monooxygenase activity; flavin adenine dinucleotide binding; NADP binding. The transcript is spliced from 8 exons. Lineage: Eukaryota; Metazoa; Arthropoda; Insecta; Hymenoptera; Apidae. Bases 299 to 1552 code for a protein of 417 amino acids.
CUUUAACGUUUCAAGGUUGAUGUAACAGCAGAUUUCCAAAGAUGGAAUAAGGUCGCUGAUAGUUAUUUCUUCUCGCAACAAGAAUUUUAUACGUGUAUCUCUUAUAUAGUAAACAUAUAGAAUACAUGACGACCUUGUUAUCAGCAGUAGCCACUUUUUGAACGAUACAUUUUAACUUUGAUUAUUUCGCGCUGAGCAUUUCGUAUUUAUUCACUGACCGUAAUACAUGGUUUCUACGAACAAUUCUGUGCGAGAUUAUUUGAUUUUAUUUUCUUAUUUUAUCAAAUUCUUAUGAAAUAUGAAGAUCGCUGUGAUCGGUGCUGGAUCAGCUGGUCUUGCUGCCCUACGGCAUUGCACUUUCGGUACAUAUGAGGUAGUAUGUUAUGAAAAAACAGACCAAACAGGUGGUACGUGGGUUUAUAGGGAAGAGACUGGCUUAGAUCGAUACGGUUUACCAAUACACACUAGUAUGUACAAAAAUUUAAGAACGAAUCUUCCAAAGGAAGUGAUGGGAUAUCCUGAUUAUCUUGUUCCAGAUUCCCCCGACAGUUAUUUAACUCGUACGCAAAUACUUGAAUUUUUAAAUUCGUAUUGCGAUCAUUUCAAACUUCGACAAUAUAUUCGGUUUUUACACAAUGUUGAAUUAGUGGAACCAUCGAAAGGUGACCGGAAGUGGACGAUUAAAGUAAGAAAUCUGAAAGAAAAUACCAUCGUAACAGAAUUUUUCGACGCAGUUAUGGUGUGCAAUGGUCAUUACUUCGAGCCCAGUAUACCAAAUUUAAAAGGGCAGGAAACUUUCCAAGGACAACAAUUGCAUAGCCAUGAUUACAGAGUGCCGGAUAUUUUUACCGAUAAGACUGUAGUUGUACUUGGCGCCGGGCCUUCCGGAAUGGAUUUGGCUUUGGAAAUAUCAGGGAAAGCAAAGUGUGUGAUUUUAAGCCAUCAUUUGAAGGACCCUAUAGGCACUAUAUUUCCUGAAAAUGUUGUUCAGAAACCAGAUAUAAAAGAAGUAACCGAACACGAUGUUGUUUUCGAAGAUGGUAGUAAAGAACCCGUAGAUGUGCUUUUUUAUUGUACAGGGUAUAAAUAUAGCUUCCCCUUUUUGAGCGAACAAUGUGGAAUACGGGUAGAUUCCAAUAUGGUGACACCAUUAUGGAAGCAUCUAGUAUCGAUUGAAAAUCCCACCCUGGCCUUGGUCGGUCUUCCCUUCUAUGUUUGCGCUUUUAGCAUGUUCGACCUGCAGGUGCGUUUUCUCCUACAAUAUUGGUCUGGCAAGAAAGACUUUCCUUCCAAAGCGAAUAUGUUAAAAGAAGAAGCGAAAGAAUUGGAAAAUCGCAAAAAGGAAGGUCUAGGAAAAAAGCACUUUCACUUGAUGGGAUUUAAGCAGGAUCAUUAUUAUGAUGAUUUGGCAAAUACUGCAGGAAUAACACCACUGCCUCCGGUUCUUACAAAAUUGCACAACGAAAGCAGUACGCGGUUCUUAGAUGAUCUGGUGCAUUAUCGAGAAAGUAGAUAUAAGAUCAUCGAUGAUUAUAAUUUCAUUCAACUUUGACAAUGUAUUUUACUCGUGAUACAAAAUAAAUAUUUGCCGAUCUUAUGCAAUUAGUGUAAAGGUAUUUUGUGCUGGAUAUAUCCAAUUAUAGAGAUUAUGUAAGAUUAUGUAAACUGAAAACUACUUUCUUCUUUUAUCUUCUAAUAGGAGUGGUAUAUGAAUUAUAAAUUGGUUUGUUAUAUGAUAACAUAAUCAUAAAAUUAAAAAAAAAUAUUUUGUAUCAAAA